UGGGGUAAAAGUCCCGCCCCGCCCCGUCCGGGCCACUUGCUGCCCGGCCUUGGAGUUCGGGGAGUGGCGUGCGUCCACUGCCAAGACCAUGGCUGAGCAGGGGACAGAGGCCCAGGCGGACAACCCCGUGACCCCAGCGGAACCGGUACAGCAGCCCAGCGUGGCCGAGCGCGUGACCAACCUGCCACUCAUCAGCUCCACCUGCGACAUGGUGUCGGCCGCCUACACGUCCACCAAGGACAGUCACCCCCUGCUAGGGACUGUGUGCGACGCGGCAGAGAGGGGCAUGAGGACCCUGAGGGCAGCGGCGGUCAGCGGGGCACAGCCCAUCCUGUCCCGGCUGGAGCCUCAGCUGGCAUCAGCCAGCGAAUACGCCCACAGGGGGCUGGACAAGCUGGAGGAGAACCUGCCCAUCCUGCAGCAGCCCCCGGAAAAGGUGCUGGCAGACACCAAGGAGCUCGUGUCUGCGAAGGUGUCAGAGGCCCGGGACGCCGUGUCCCAUACGGUGUCGAGCGCCAAGGACUCCGUGGCCACCCGCGUGGCGGGUGCGGUGGACAUGACCCGCGGGGCCGUGCAGAGUGGCAUGGACAUGACCAAGUCGGCCGUGACCAGCGGUGUCCAGUCCGUCAUGGGGUCUCGCGUGGGGCAGAUGGUGCUGAGCGGGGCGGAGACGGUGCUGGGGAGGUCGGAGGCCUGGGCCGACAACCACCUGCCCAUGACGAACGCUGAGCUGGCACGCCUCGCCACGUCCCUGGAGGGCUUUGACAUGGCCUCAGUGCAGCAGCAGCGACAGGAACAGAGCUACUUCGUGCGCCUGGGCUCACUGUCAGAGCGCCUGCGCCAGCACGCGUACGAGCACUCUCUGGCAAAGCUGCGCAGCACUAAGGAGCAUGCGCAGGAGGCGCUGCAGCAGCUGGCGCAUGCGCUCAGUCUGGUGGAGACUGUGAGAGGGGGAGUCGACCAGAAGGUGCUGGAGGGGCAGGAGAGGCUGCAACAGAUGUGGCUGAGUUGGAACCAGAGAGCGUCACAGGGCACUGAGGACCCGGCCAAGCCAGAGGUGGAGUCUCGGGCGCUGGCCAUGUGCCGCGAGAUGGCGCAGCAACUACACAGCGCCUGCGCGUCCCUGGGCGCCAGCAUCCAGGGGCUGCCCGCGCAGGUGAAGGACCAGGCCCAGCAGGCACGCCGCCACGCCGAGGACCUGCAGGCCACCUUCGUGGGCGCCCGCUCCUUCCAGGACCUGCCCGCCAGUGUCCUGGCACAGAGCCGCCAGCGCGUGGCCCAGGCACGUGAGGCCCUGGAGCACGUGGUGGAGUCGGUGGCCCAGAACGUGCCGGUCACGUGGCUGGUGGGGCCCUUCGCCCCGGGAAUCACCGAGAGAGCCCCAAGCGAGGAGAAGUAGACGGAGGGGGCCUAACGGGGCAGAGCCCUUGGGGGGCGACUCUCGUCCCAGUAACUGGUGCUAGUGUUGCUCAAUAAACUUUCUCCGCAGCUUA
Cavia porcellus (domestic guinea pig) is the source of this 1493-nucleotide messenger RNA. It is a transcript of the gene Plin3, whose product is annotated as perilipin 3. Lineage: Eukaryota; Metazoa; Chordata; Mammalia; Rodentia; Caviidae. The record is from RefSeq and is a predicted model, not a curated record. Gene Ontology annotation, biological process: positive regulation of triglyceride storage; lipid storage. The coding region runs from base 89 to 1399 and encodes 436 amino acids. Gene Ontology annotation, cellular component: lipid droplet; cytosol. The transcript is spliced from 8 exons.